Molecule: messenger RNA, 1071 nt
Organism: Closterium sp. NIES-65
Lineage: Eukaryota; Viridiplantae; Streptophyta; Zygnematophyceae; Desmidiales; Closteriaceae
Source: the annotation of a GenBank genome assembly
AUGCCCGGAGGCAGCACCCCGCCCGCGUCGCUGCCGGACCACAUUCUGCUGCGUUGUCUCGCCGCCGUGCCCUUCCCACUCUACCGCUCGCUGCACGCCGUCUGCGCCGCGUGGCGCCACCUGGCGGACCCCCUCUCGCUGCACCAGAUCCGCCGCGCGGAGGGACUGACGGAGCUGUGGCGCGUCGACCUCGAGAACGAGUACCGCGACGCCGCCUUCCAGGGGCUCGCUGGUAAAGCCCGCCGCCAUCUCUCGCGCCCGCAGCCGUCUCGCGGACUGGCGCGGCAGCGGAGCAGCAGCAGCAACGACAUGAACCGAAUCGACAUGAGCGCCUGCGCCCAUCAUGCGGACGCCGCCACGUCUUGCGGCAGGUGCCGCACGAGCGAGGACGCAAGCGACGUGCGCGUGACGCCGCUGGCGGGCCCUCUCCGCCUGCAGUACGGCGCCGUCUGCAUUCCGAGCGAGCCCGAGCUGCUGGUGCUGGGCGGGCGCUCGCCAUUCCCCGUGUUCUGCCGCGAGGUGGUGCGCGCAUACGCGGACGCGCACGCAUACAAUGCGCUCACCGACUCGUGGCACGUUCUUGCGCCCAUGCCCACCGCCCGAUUCGCGUUUGGCGUCGCCGCGUGGAUGCACCCCUCCUCUCGCCAGACCUACGUGGCAGUAGCUGGUGGCUAUGCAUCCAGUGGGGAGGCUUUAUUCGAUGCUGAGCUGUACCACGUCAGCAGCAACACGUGGACUACCCUGCCACCCCUCACACACGCCAGUGGAGCAUGCAGGGCGGUGGUGCACGGCAACCAGCUCAUCGUCGCGCAGCGCACUGGCGGCCCCGCAGAGUCCCUCGACCUCGCCGCUCUGCUCUCCUCCCCAUUCCCCACCUCGCCGCCCUCCCUUGAUGCCAUAGCUCAGAGUGUGACGUGGCAGCAGGAGACGGCUGAGACGAGGGACAGGCUGGUGGUGCCGCCCAGCCAGCAGCAGCAUCAGCAGAAUGGACAAGCACCUGCCAGCCAGAAUGGAGGGGGUGCUUCAGAGAAUGGGAACUCUUGCUGGGAGUCUGUAUUUAUUUGGCUGUAA